This is a messenger RNA of Danaus plexippus (monarch butterfly), 1203 nucleotides long. It is a transcript of the gene mRpL45, whose product is annotated as large ribosomal subunit protein mL45. The record is from RefSeq and is a predicted model, not a curated record. NCBI's taxonomy places the organism in Eukaryota, Metazoa, Arthropoda, Insecta, Lepidoptera, Nymphalidae. Gene Ontology annotation, cellular component: mitochondrion. The transcript has 4 exons. The coding region runs from base 202 to 1173 and encodes 323 amino acids.
UAUUACUUCAUUAGACUUAAGUUUUGGUGUAUACUGUUUAAUUUCUAGGUUAUGAAAUCUUUAUUAUAAAAAAGUAAACAUUAUUUGCGGAAAAUAAAGUAACUAAAGAAAAAUAGAUAUUAAUAAAUAGGAGGUAUAGAAUAAAAUGUGGUAGUAAUUAAGGUGGAUUUUCUUUACAACACUAACAUUUUCUUUUAAAUCAUGGCGAAUUCAAUUUUGGCCAAGUCCUCUGCACUAUGGCACCGUGCUACAAUAAGUGUUAUUCAACCAUACCGGACUACAACCAGCAAGCAUUACAAUCCGAAAUUCAGAAAACAUCGCGCUCAGAAGUACCUGAAGAUUGAUCUACCGGACAUGAACGAGGAUCCAGACACCAUCCCCCCGGAGAAGAUGAGGCAGAAGAUGAAAGAGCGCGGGGUUUUACCCCCUCGCCCCUGGAUGGAACGACCAUUUUAUAUUUCCGCUACUGGUGGAGUUUUCGAAGCCUAUAUCCCUCCGGAGGGUGAUGGAAAAGCAUCCCUUGUAUCGACGACCCGAGCAAAGCAAGCCGUUCAAUUACUCGAGAAGAAAUCAAAGUCAAUGAUGGCCAUACGGAAAGUUAAAUCAUACGAAGAGGAUUUCGAUGCGAAGGAAUUCGCUAAAAUAGCUCAGGAUAUUUACAUUAAAGCUCACGAAAGCUUGGCUAAAGGUGACAAAGCUGAAUUGAGGCGUUACGUGACCGAGAAGGCCUACCCGGAGUUCAGACAUAACAGUCAUUUGAAGACGAUACAUUGGAGGUAUCUGGAUUCAUUGGAGCCCCCGAGGGUGGUCCACGCUAGAUGUACUGAUGUGGUCUCCAAGGAGAACAUCUUCGGACAGAUCACAGUGCGUUUCCACUCUCGCCAGCAGCUGGCCGUGUACGACAGGUUCGGCCGCUUGAUACACGGCAGCGAGAUCGUAGCGAAGGACGUGCUAGAGUACGUGGUGUUCGAGAAACAUCUGUCCAACGUGUACGGAGCGUGGCGGAUCCACGACAAGAUCAUACCGGACUGGGCGCCGCCCCGGGAACCCUCGCGCCUGACGAGGGCGAAGCCCGACCCUCCGCCCGCGGAGCUGAUAGAGGAAGGCAAAGACGAAGCGAAGGAUGUGAAGGAACUCGAACAGAACAACCAGCCAGCUCUAGCCAGCGCCUGAUGAUGCAUGUUAAUAUAUAGUUAGAUUGUU